Messenger RNA from Chaetomium fimeti, 1215 nucleotides. RefSeq lists its product as uncharacterized. The transcript is spliced from 6 exons. Lineage: Eukaryota; Fungi; Ascomycota; Sordariomycetes; Sordariales; Chaetomiaceae. The coding region runs from base 1 to 1215 and encodes 404 amino acids. The record is from RefSeq and is a predicted model, not a curated record.
AUGGCGGCUCCAGCCUUUCCCCCGGUUCCCAGGUCGCUCUUCUAUCCGCGCCGGCCCAAAACGCGCGACAACGAAACCGCCCUCCGCCUCGAGGCCCUUGGAGCUAGCCGCCACACGACCUACGCCCAGCACCUGUGGGGAUUCACCAUCCUGCGGACAGUCUACACGCCCGAAUCGGACGCUCUAUUCCCCAUCGCCAUGCGACGGCUGGACGCGUGGGCACGCUAUAGCCCCCACCAGGGCAGGUUUCCGAAAUACGGACAGGCGUAUGAAAGCAAGGCCGUGACCGACGGGGAGCCCAACGAGGAAUUGGCAAAGAGGUUCUAUUGCGACAUGAUAGAGGACAAGGACAGGCUUGCGGGGAUUCAGUCGGACGCCGAGGGUUUCGCCAAGCUCAGGGACUACUUCCGGGAGUGGUUGGUUAGCGUGGGCGUGCAGCCAGACCUUCCGCUGAAUCAUGACGACGACGACAACGACGACGACAACGACGACGAUCCAGAUCUUGGUCCCGCCCUUGAGCCCAACGAGAGCCAUGACGACCCGAGAUUUCGCAGUGUCCUUGUGGUUGACGAGGAGUGCUUGCGUUCGCUGAUUGAGGAACUACCCGACGAGACGCCCCCGCUGAGGACGGCAGUGGAUAGGGAAGAAUGGCUCAAAUACCUGCGUAUGGUACGUGAGGCUGCACGCAAACCACGGGGUUUAUGGUCCUUGGAGUGGGUCCCACAUAACGGCUCCAAGUUGGACAAGUUCAGGACCUUCGUGCAACAGAGCCUGGCCCCAAUCGAGAUGCUGGGCAAUAUAGUCGCUUGGGCGACUAAAGCUGUUUCCCCUCCAAGCGACGUCAUCUUUGCUGCCAUUAAAUAUUUCAUCAAGACUGCAGAUACCGUAUCUUCAGACUACGACAAGAUUACAGGGUUCUUUGACGAUUUGAACUCGUACCUCCACCGGGUGAAAACUUUAGAACAUAAUAAUACCCCAGCAAUACCGGAGUUAGAGGUCGCCCUGACAGAGGUCUCCCGAUCAGUCCUAGUCCUCUACGGCAUCUACACGAAAUACACGCGGAGGAAACGAAUCGUUAAGGCAUUCCGAAACCUUGUCUCUGGUGAGGAUGCGGAGCUCAAAUCCGCAUACGAGCGCUUUCACAAAACGGCCGAGCGGGAACAAGGCAUAGUCAGAUACGCCAUACUCGCUGGCGUAGAGGAGCUUAAACUCUAA